UUUUUGUAGGUUAUGUGUAUAUAGUUUACAUCAAAAAUUAGCUCUUUGCUGAAUGUUUGCUGAUUGUUGAAUGAUACGAGAUGGAAACCGAAAAUGAGCGUCCAAAUAUUAGAAUUGAAAUCCCGAAUCAACAAAUGGAAGUUGAUGAAUCUGAGAAUGAGGACGGAGAAAUUGUUGAUGACGAACCACAAGAAAUACAAGUACAACAAAGUCUCCCUGCAUCAGUAUUUACUACAGGUAUAAAUAUUUUCGAUGAAGAAGAACAUAGAAAGCGACUAGAAAGAGCUAAGAGAUUUGCAUUAAAACCAGAAGAAAUUCACUGUUUUACAGAUGCUGAUCAUGAAGAGCUCAGAGAUAGUUUGGGAAUUACAGAUGAUAAUGAAAACUUAAUCAGGUUCGAUACAGUGCAUUUGUUGGGUACGAAAGAUAUGUUAAUAGAAGACAUAUUGGACUACUUUGCCAAAUAUGCACCAACCGAAAUAGAGUGUGUUGAUGAACAAAGUUGUAACAUAAAAUGGAUCGAAAAUAUAACUGCAGCUAGGGCUAUGUUUUAUACAUCUAAAGCAGUAAAGGGAAUGCCUGUUAGGGAGCAAGUGUUGGUUAAAGACUUUCUAGAUGGAGAAGAACCUGAAGAGGAGCAUGGUCAGAGUAUUUUGCUUAAAAAUAGACAAGUGGAACUCUCGGUAGAUGGCAUUAUUGUGCCAAAUACUGCUAAGGAUAAGUUUAAAAAUGCAGUUGAUAUUACAGAAAUAACAAUACCUAUUCCACCUGGUUACUGGAGACUGGGUGACAAACAUCCAAAAGCCAAAUGCUUGUUGUUGAGAUAUGCAUUGAAGACUGACAAAAAACCGUACAAGAUUGAAUACCUAGCCAAAUACUACAAAAGGAUGGGCACUACUAAAAAUCUGUCAGAUACAAAACGCGAGCGUGGGAGUAUCUUUGACAGAAAUAAAGAUCUGCCAAGGGGUAAGAAUCCAUGGGGGAAUUUGGCCAGGAAUUGGGAUAAAGAUGCCAAAUUUAGGGAAACUACACCCACAUCAGGAGAAACUGUAGAAAUAAAGAAUUCCAGUCUAGCUACAAGAUUAGGAGUGAAACCUCGCACAGAUUCAGAAAAUGAAGUGGAGAUAGUUGAAGAAGAAACCACAGUCAAGAAACCAAAAGGUAGGUCGAUGCGAAUGCGUAUGUACGCAGACGAAGAGGAAGAAAGGAUAAAAAUAAGGAAAGCCAUCCAAAAGCUGAAAAAUCAAACUGAGAAAUUGAAAAAGGAACCCAAAGAUUUAAGAACCAUUUUAAGCAUAAACAACUACAGAGAACCCAUCGAAGUGAUCGACUUGGUGGAAGAUGAUCUGGGCAGGAAACUUAAGAAUAGGUCGCGGCAGAUCGUCUUCUCCAUCGAUAGGGAUCCUGCGGAGCUGCGACGUGACCGAAAAGAAAACAUCAAGUCUGACGUGCGUUCGGUGUUAAAUAGGAGAAGAGCUCGAUCUAGAUCGCCGUAUGAACACAGGAGGGGUGAACAUUCGCAGAGACACCGAGCCAGAAGCCCCCUGCGCAGAGACGAAUCCCCCGUUCGGCGACGUUCGCCAUUACACCGAAGACACGCAACGCCCGAACGUACCGUCAGAUACAACAGAUAUUCUAAAUAUCAGGAGUACGACCACUCGGAUCAAGAGGACGCCGAGGCGAAACCCAGAAGUAAGGUGGCGGUCGUGAUAAAGAAACAAAAACAGCCGACGGUGGCGUCUACGAUCUGGUCCAAAGCACAAGAGAGCGAGAGCGAGGAAAGUUCCAGCUCCGAGGAGGAGAGUUCGAAUUCUGAGUCGGAAAGUGCUAGUUCCAGUGAAGAAAGCGAAUCGGAGUCCGAGGAAUCCGAUAGCGGAUCUUCGUCGUCCGAAGCGGAAGAUACGCCACAAACGCGGAAAAUUGCAAGACCGGGUUUUGAUUAUAAUGCGGGUACUCUAAAACCGAGCACUCUUAGGAUUACGAUGGCCAAUGACAGGUAUAAAAGGGAUUAAAUAAGAGUGUGAAACAUAAAUGUACAAUUUGUAAAUUUG
Molecule: messenger RNA, 2051 nt
Organism: Diabrotica balteata
Lineage: Eukaryota; Metazoa; Arthropoda; Insecta; Coleoptera; Chrysomelidae
Source: the annotation of a GenBank genome assembly